GCUUCAUGUUAAAUAUCUCAUCCAGACAAAUGGCACCUCACAGCUCGUCUGUGUAGAGCUGACAGUCCUGAAAAAACAUUGUUCUGUCGACGUUUUUUUGGUGUGACGCAGAAGAGAAGACGAGGAGUUCAUUUCCACCACCCACAUCCAGGACUUCAAGCCAGACUCCAGCUCAUCUCUCCCAGGCCUCACCAUGUCCAUCGACCCGGCGGCUGACCUGCCUUUCUACUACGGCAGCAUCAGUCGCUCGGAUGCGGAGCAGCACCUGAAGCUGGCCGGGAUGGCUGACGGUAUCUUCUUGCUACGACAAUGUCUCCGCAGUCUGGGAGGCUACGUCCUGUCUGUCGUGUGGAACCUGGAGUUUCACCAUUACCCCAUAGAGAAACAGCUUAAUGGAACUUACUGCCUCACAGGAGGGAAGCCUCACUGUGGGCCUGCAGAGCUCUGUGAGUUUUACAGCAAAGACCCUGACGGGCUGGUGUGCACCCUGAGGAAACCCUGUCUGCGCUCCCCGGACACGCCGGUACGUCCCGGCGUGUUCGACAGCCUGAGAGAAAACAUGCUGAGGGAGUACGUGAAGCAGACCUGGAACCUGGAGGGAGAGGCCAUGGAGCAGGCCAUCAUCAGUCAAGCUCCUCAGCUGGAGAAACUGAUCGCCACCACGGCCCACGAAAAGAUGCCUUGGUAUCAUGCUAAAAUCACCCGUCAGGAAGGUGAGAGGCGGCUUUACUCUGGAGCACAACCGGAUGGCAAGUUUCUAAUAAGAGACAGAGAGGAGACAGGUACUUACGCUCUCUCCAUGAUGUAUGGGAAAACAGUGUACCACUACCAGAUCCUCCAAGACAAAUCAGGGAAAUACUCCAUGCCCGAGGGAACAAAGUUUGACACAAUCUGGCAGCUGGUUGAGUACCUGAAGAUGAAAGCUGAUGGUCUGUUGACUAAACUCGGGGAGGCGUGUGUUAAUGGAAAAGCUACUGAAAAGACACCCAGUCUCCCUGGAACGAGGGGGAAGAGACAAAAUGGAUACACACCGCCACCUCGAGUUGUUGCAGCAGUCUCGAUGCCGGCAGCCGCUGAGGCGGAACACCGUGAUGUGCUGCCGAUGGACACCGAUGUAUUCAACCCAUACCACAACCCCAAUGAAGUGAGGAAGUUUAACAUCCAGAGGACUCAGCUGUUGAUUGAUGAAGUGGAGCUCGGCUCUGGGAACUUUGGCAGCGUCAAGAAAGGAGUCCUCAAGACUGAUUCGGGCCAAAUCGACGUGGCCAUAAAAGUGCUGAAGAGUGACAACGAGAAGCUGGUGAAGGAGGAGAUGAUGAGGGAGGCAGAGAUCAUGCACCAGCUGAGCAACCCCUUCAUCGUCCGCAUGCUGGGUCUGUGCAAUGCUGAGAAUCUGAUGCUGGUCAUGGAGAUGGCUUCUGCUGGACCUCUCAAUAAGUUCCUCUCCUCCAAUAAGGAUACUGUAAGCGUGGAGAACAUUGUCAACCUGAUGCACCAGGUGUCGAUGGGAAUGAAGUAUCUGGAGGAGAAGAACUUUGUGCACAGAGAUUUGGCAGCUCGUAAUGUCCUGCUGGUCAACCAACAGUUCGCCAAAAUCAGUGACUUUGGGCUCUCCAAGGCACUGGGAGCAGAUGACAGCUAUUACAAGGCUCGUACUGCAGGUAAAUGGCCUCUGAAGUGGUAUGCUCCAGAAUGUAUAAACUUCCACAAAUUCUCCAGUAAAAGUGAUGUGUGGAGUUUUGGUAUCACCAUGUGGGAAGCCUUUUCCUACGGAGGGAAACCUUACAAGAAAAUGAAGGGACCAGACGUGAUGCGAUUCAUUGACAGUGGGAGCCGCAUGGAUUGUCCAGCAGCAUGUCCAGAGCGAAUGUAUGCAGUGAUGAAAGAAUGCUGGACAUACAAGCAUGAGGAGCGUCCUGACUUCAAGAAGGUUGAGGAGUCCAUGAGGUCUUACCAUUACUCCAUAUCGAACAAGGCCAAGCCUGAGGGAGCUGAAGCAGCUGCAGCUGCUCCCGCUGCCGCCGCCGCCGAGCCUAUCAAGUAGACAGAAACAAGGCACAUUCUGUCCCAGUGCUGCACAAAGCAUCCUUUCAACUGGCCAUUAAACAACCAAAACAAAGAGCUUCUUAUGAACAGUGCGCACUGACCAGCUUCAACUACAGUGCCCAUACAACUAAAAAGGCCACAGUGACAAUAAAUGUGCAUUUGUAUUUCAGUGUGUGUUGGCCAUGUAAGGAGAAUCUCUGUCUGUCUGUCUGUCUGUCUGUCUGUCAUUGUCAUUGAAUGUUAAGCGCUGACAUCUUUGUAUUGACGAACAAACUAAUUUUAUAUCCUGAUAUUUUGGAGUAUACUGGUAGUAUAUAGUACAUGUUGUUAACAUGCUGUUUUUCACAGUAUCUGCUGCCUCCUCAUUACUUCAUUGUUCUCAUUUUUAUGCCAAAUAAACUAUAAGUAGAAAGAAAGUAA
Messenger RNA from Epinephelus fuscoguttatus (brown-marbled grouper), 2466 nucleotides. Its product is annotated as tyrosine-protein kinase ZAP-70. Gene Ontology annotation, biological process: intracellular signal transduction; innate immune response; protein phosphorylation. The transcript is spliced from 13 exons. NCBI's taxonomy places the organism in Eukaryota, Metazoa, Chordata, Actinopteri, Perciformes, Serranidae. Gene Ontology annotation, molecular function: signaling receptor binding; non-membrane spanning protein tyrosine kinase activity; ATP binding. The coding region runs from base 194 to 2044 and encodes 616 amino acids. The record is from RefSeq and is a predicted model, not a curated record. Gene Ontology annotation, cellular component: cytoplasm; extrinsic component of cytoplasmic side of plasma membrane.